AUGGGAUGCUAAUAAUCCUAAAUGGCAUAAACCAAGUAUAUAAAUAGUUAAGUUGUUGAUAAAAGUUUUAAUGGAAAAUUGAAAGUCAUUUAAAAAGAUUAAGAAAUAUUUAUUUUGCAUAAUACAUAAACUAUGGUAAAAAAUAAAGAUUUAAUAGAUUUUGUAGAAGUACUGCCAAAAAUAGAUAAAUUAUAAAAAUUUACUAUUGCGAUUGAAAACUAGGAAAUAGAAUCAGAUGGCUUAAUAAAAUGUAUUAAAUGGCUUAAAAGUUAUCCAUAAAUAAAUAGUUUAACUUUGAUGCUUAAAAAUAAUGAAAUUGAAUCUUCAUUUGCUUAGCCUUUUAGAAGUUUAAUAUAAAAAUUGCCUUAACUUUAAAAUCUUUACCUUGAUUUAGAAUCAAACAGAAUAAAUAGUGAUACCUUUUUAAAGCUUUUCAAUGGCUAGUUUGCCUAAAAUUUGAAAUACCUCUACUUAAAUUUUAGAGAUAAUGAUAUUGAUGAUGAAAUAAACUAUUCCAUGUAGUUUCUCUCUAAGUCUCAAAUAGAAGAAAUCACAAUAAAUUUGGAAGAAAACUAACUAGAAACCGAAACAAUUUGUGAAAUAAUACAAAAUUUCUCUUCAUCGCUUAAGAAAAUAAACUUGAUCUUCACUUGUGUGUAUGAAGGUGAGAGAAUAUUUGAAGUUUUAGCAGAAUAAUUCAAAGUAUUGAUAAAUUUGGAAUAGUUGAAUAUAGAAUCUAAUAUUACUAGAUUCGAGGAUGUUGAGAAAUUCAUUUUAAACAUGAAUGAGUGCAGAAGCCUAUCUACAAUUAGCUUAAAAUUUAAAUUAAAUUUACCACACGAAAUAGCUGUCAACCUUAUAAAAUAAUCAAUUUUAGCUAUACCAAGCAUCAAUCUGGAUUUAUAAAAUCAAUAAGAAUUUGGAUCAAUAAAUAUAGAUUAAUUUUUAGGAGUACUUAAAAAAAAGAAUUUAGAAUAAAUGAUAGAUAUCUAUAGAUGUUUACUUCUAAAAAAAAUUUUUUAAAAAUAUAAUAUACAACUAAUAGAUUGGUAAAGUAUAUUUAUAUGA
This is a messenger RNA of Tetrahymena thermophila SB210, 1068 nucleotides long. RefSeq lists its product as hypothetical. NCBI's taxonomy places the organism in Eukaryota, Ciliophora, Oligohymenophorea, Hymenostomatida, Tetrahymenidae. The record is from RefSeq and is a predicted model, not a curated record. The transcript has 11 exons.